This is a messenger RNA of Haliotis rubra (blacklip abalone), 13044 nucleotides long. RefSeq names its product myocardin-related transcription factor A-like. NCBI's taxonomy places the organism in Eukaryota, Metazoa, Mollusca, Gastropoda, Lepetellida, Haliotidae. The record is from RefSeq and is a predicted model, not a curated record.
GCUACCUCUGACAGUCAGACAGAGAGGAGCAUCUACACAUUCCACUGCUACUGCAGCUAGACUGGUGCUUGCUGGUUGCAGGUCCUCUCCCCCACACACCAUACUGACAAACUAGCACUGCAGAAUAGCCGGAGCUGCCUUACUUUUAUACAUACACCGGCUCAGUAGUGUUGGGAUACACCUCCUCCGCACCCUCCUCUCAUUGGCUGACAGUGACGACAGUCCUCUCAGGGCAGCCCGACCAUCUCAGCAGCUGUAGCAGUCAGCUGUGGACUGCCCAUCGGGAUAGUACUGUGUUCAGCAUCCAUGUGUUAUACAAGCGACUAGCCUCACCGGCUUGUCCCCACCGCCCUGGACAACCUGGGUUAUGGUACUGUAAGCUGGCCAGUGCUAGUAGCCUGCUGCUGCUACUGCUGCAGGACAGUUCACGCUGUCACCCAGGACACCUUCCACCAUUCAGGCGGCGUCCACGGCAGGCAAGUCGUCACAGCAGCGACGGCGACGGCAACAACAACGACGAAAGGACACUGCUAAAAGUCUGGCUGCUGCUACAACCGUCAGUAAAAACAUGGCCUGUCUUGUCCAGAAUACGUCUAAUGUGGAUUCAAGUAGCGGGGCAAGUUGGUCCCCCCUGUACGGGGGCAGGUCCAAACUUGACAAGGACGCUAUCCAGAUAAUCCAUUGCAUCUAUUGCAAGGACUGCCGAAUGGAGAAACUGGCUGCUGAAAGAGCAAAACAAGCUGGGGCGGGGACAUCUACGGACCAAGACCCACCCACACAAUUACCUUCCAGCCCUCACACCUUGCUGGACGAGAUCUCUCUUCAGCAGACCAUGGAUAAAAACAAAGAAUCAUUGAAAAGAAAGCUUAUGUUACGGAGGUCGGUCAAUGAACUGGUCGACAGGGGAAUAUAUCCACCACUGAAAACCCCUCCUGCAUACGCUGAACAGAGGAAGCAGUUGGAAAGGGCAAAGACUGGAGACCUAUUAAAACACAAAAUCCAGUCUCGCCCUGACCGACAGUUGCUUGUUCAACAACACAUUCUAGAAGACACUAAAAUUGACCCAUCGUUGCAUGAGAGACAGAGAUUGCUUAAAAAAGCUCGUCUGACUGAUGGCCUCAACACCAAACUUGCCAAUCGACCAGGGCCAUUGGAACUGGUAGAAGGGAACAUAUUGAAAACAAGCGAAGAGCUUGUGGAAGCCAUUAAAGAUGGAUCAAUUGCCUUCAAUAAGACACGGGAGAAUGAGGAUAUCCUCAUGCAGCCCCAGCACUUCUUGUUUGACGAAGAGAGCAUCAGUGAUGGAGCGCCAUCGCCCCCUCAGGAUGACUCCAGCUUCUCGGACAUCAGCAGCCCCAAUUCCAUGCCCCCUCCCCCUCCUGAACUCCCGGUCUCCAUGCAGAAGAGUCCGCCACCACCUCCUAUCAUCACCAAGGUUUCAUCAAGUGUGUUGAGCAGCCACCCAGUUACAUCACCCAAAAAUGGGAAUUCCAGCAGCAAUGGCAACAAUAAAUCAAGACCAAAGAAAUCCAAGCCAAAGACUGCACCUAAAGCUAAAGUUAUCAAAUUCCAUGAGUACAAGGGUCCACCAAACGUUGUUAAGAACCAACAGAGUUCCCAACAGAACAACAACAAUGAAACUCCUUACCAUGUCAUGCUGCAGCAGCAGCAGCUGUUCCUUCAAUGGCAGCUUGAGUUCCAGCAGAAGAACCUGCCAUUCCUCCUGCCAUCACAGAAGCUGGGUGAAGGGCAGCUCCCUCCUGCCUCUGUUGGACUCCAGCCUCAAGGCAAUCCCCCGAACAGCAUGGUAGUCACAGCACCGAUGGUGUCCACAGUUCCCAAGACUGAGACGACACAGGCUGUCAUCCAUGCUCCCACUGUCCUCCAAACACAGCAGCCACAACAGCCGCAGAUUAAACAAGAAAUUAUUCAACAGCAAGCCUCCCCACAACCACCAUCACCAGUUGUGCAAUCCCAUCCUCCUCCAAGUAGACAUUCAAGCAGUAAAUCAGCUGCCAUCAAUGCUGUGGCUGCCUCCCAUCCAAAACUGACUGGAAACCUAGAGGAGUUAAAGGUUGCUGACCUAAAAGCAGAGCUGAAGAAGAGGAACUUGCCUGUGUCUGGUUCUAAACCACAGCUCAUUGAGAGGUUAAAACCAUACACAGAAGUAGCCCCAGUGGCCGUCUCUCCUGCUCCAGUUGCAGUGAGCCCGGCCAAUUCACCAAAACCAACUGUGACAAUAUCUCUACAGAGUCCAACUCCUCAGGACACAAAUGUGGUUUCACCGCCACCCAUACAGACUGUGAAUGCCAUUCUAAGUGUACAGUCAGUAACAUCCAAUGAUGAAGCUAGUAUUAACAACUCUCCACCGACCUCACCAUCAAUGAUGGAAAGUGUCCUAACUCCACUGUCUCCUGAUUCAAUGGAAGUGUCCACUGCUGGUGUGACAUUAAGCCAGUUAAAAAAUCAUAAUUCGGUACCUAUGUCCGUGGACCACCAGUCACGACCACCAUCAGUGGUGUCAGCAAUGUCCACUGAGGUGGCAAUGGAUGUGGACCAGGUACCAGGUGAAUCUGGUCAGAGUAUUAACACUAUUACCACUCUCAGUCCUGCAGUUCAAAUGCAGAUCCAACAGGCACAGCUUCAGCAGCUGCAGAAAACCCAAGUACAGCUUCAGCAACUGCAGCAGCUUCAACAGCUGCAGCAGAUACAGCAGGCUCAGUGCCCGGCUCAGGCUCAGCAGCAGGUGACCCAAGAGGACAUCCUGAGACAGCAGCAGAAGCAUAUAGAGGAACUGCAGAGGCAGCUCCAGGAGUCACAGAUCCGACUCCAGCUGCAACAGCUGCAACAGGCCCAUCUCCAACAUCAGAAUCAGCAGCUGCUGCAACAGUCCGUGGUACAGUCUACUGCUGCUUCACCAAUGAUGAACACCAUUCAGAUCAGCAUAGCUGGCAACAACAAGCCUCCUCAGCUGCAGACCACUGCAGCCAAACCCAUUCAUAUUCCAGCUCAACUGCUGCAGAAUGCACAGACCAUCCAGACUACCAGCAAUCAGGCUGUUCCUGCUGUCAUUGUUACCAAUAGUGCUGAGAAGAAGCAUGUUAUACCGGACUUUCUUAAGACUUCUUUAAAUGAAAGUCUGAACAUGGGUACGAAUAAGCCCAAAGCGUCUGUUGCUACUGCACCUGCCUGUGUUCAGCAACCCUUUAUCUUCACUGCUUCUCCAGUUAAAUCAUCUAGUGCUGCUGUGCCUCCUAACGGGGUAACUCACACAAGCAUUGCUGGUCGCAACUCCCUGCCCAGCUCUCCACUGGAUGGCCAGAAGGUGAUCACUAGGAGUGCUUCCAACCCGUUCUUCUCUCUCCCCAUGAAGGAGCCUCCCAAGUACGAUGAUGCCAUCAAACAAAUGCAUAAUCAACCACAGUCUAAUGCUGCGAUAUCCCAUUCUGACCGUGGAUCAUCUCCGAACCCACCUGACCCAACAACAGUGUCACACAAGAGUCCUAUGAUGGACGAUGUUCUAGAGAUUCUUAUAAGGCAUGGAGAUCUGCCUCCAAGUGCAGCUACAGAACCCCUGUCAACACCGAAGACCACGGAGGCCAUGACACUGCCCAGUGUAACAUCAUCUCCCUCUACGUCUCUCCCAGUCAACUCAGCACAGAGCUCCGGUGGGUUGAUGUUCUCUAAAGGAGACGCCAUCAUGUCAAACACUGCCACAAGCACUGUGACUGUCAACUCCUUGGGGUCUGCCUAUGAUGCGCCGAUUUGCGUGAUAAGGAACAUUAAGAAAGAAGCACCUGAUUUUGUUACUCCGGUUGUUGUGACUUCCCCUCUGCCCCCCUGCCCAGCAGACACUAACACAGAACUGCUUGAUCUCACAGAAAUGUUGUCUGCUGGCGAAUUAGGGGGAAUGGAUUGGACAAGUGACCAUAAUUUCUCUGGUCUGGAUUUGACAGACCCAACACCGGUCUCUCUGGACACCAGGUUGACCAAUAGUGACGCCGGUCUCCUCAGUGUGCCUACUAGUUGUGCUCAAAAAACAGGCAGCACUCACGGAUCUGAGCCCGACUUGGCGUCUCUGGGACUGAAUGACAAUGAUGGUAACAGCAACAUGCAGAUAGACGUUUCAGAUUGGCUGGAUGUUAUUGUCCCGAGCACUGGGCUGACUCCGCUCAGCACCAAUGCCCCAGUAUCAUUCUCAUCCGACCCUAUCCUAACUCCCAAGACACAACAAGAAGUGUUAGACCUGUUUAACUUUGACGAAGCAGACUUCAGCACUCCUACAGAUUCUCACUGUGGUUUGAACUGGGAGAAACUGGCAGAACCAAGCUCAAGUUAGUGGUCAUAUGUGCUGCUGCUGCUGCUGUUGAUGUGAACGCUGAUGCCAGCCCGAGGGCUGCUGUGACCAGAUAAUGCCGAUGACUUCUAUUGGACCAAGUGCCUCCUCAGCACGUAGGUGGACUGCCCGACUGACAAGCUAGAGCCAGUACACCUCAAGUGUAGGAUGCGUCUAGAUCUAGACUGCCCAGUGACUAGGAACUGCCAAAAGAUGAUGUUUGUGAUAUCGGCUCUCACUGUGUGUUGUAGGGCUGCUACAGCUGAUAGUCUUCACACUCUUGUACCACAUGUAUUACAAAUCUACUUCCUAACAGGUUUUGUAUAUGCCUCUUAUGGUUGCCUAUGGUUUACUAAAACACAGUGUGUCCCUUAUGUACUUCUGACUUUGUGGCAGUUUGGUUCACUGUUUAUUGGGUCCAUCAAAACGGAAUGUUGUUAUUUUUUCGUAUUUUGCAUAUAUCUGUGCUGUAGACACGUUCGUUCAUCGUGAGCAGUGGUUGUCACGGAAAUUGUGUCGUACUCGUCAUUCAGUCAGUCAUCUGCCUCUGUAACUAAGCAUUCCAUUCGUACGUCACUCUCCCUCUGUGUCAACUGACAUGCACAAAGUAGAAGUGAGGGCUGGACAAUGUCACUGUCAUCAACCUUGAGGGGACCAUGUAGGAAGAAUCACACUAAGCUUUAUCACACAGACAGGAGGGCCUUGAUAUGGCAGCAACACUGGUUCAGAUUUCAUUAAGAGUUGGUCUGCCAUCACCUCAUUUAAAGCAUUAUGCAAAACCAAUAAUGGUGAAGGAGAAUUUGAAGCACAUACUUCUCAUAGCUUCUUUUUUCUUAUAUCAUGUACAUCUCAUUGAGUCCAAGACUCCAAGCAUUUCUGUCUGUGGUUUUGAUACCCAUCACAGUUUAUAGCAAUAGUACUACCUGUUUGGUGUAAGUCAAUUGAUCAUUUCCAUAAAAGCCAUUUCGUCACAGCAUUAAUUCGUUCCAAGAUGCUGGUUUGUAGAUAAAUCCAGAUUAUGUUCAUGUUGUCAGAUAUCCCACCAUACUUAUCAAAUUAAAUUAUAAAGUUAGAACUCUUAUGAAAUAUUUGACAAUAAUUUUAGCAUAGUAAAUCUACAAGAUUCUAAGUGAAGACUUGUCAUAUGAUGAAUAUAGUCACAUUGCUCCUUCCCUCUUCCCCCAUACAUUCCUCAAAUGGACUCUUCUACCACUGUUAGGCAGAUGCCUUUAAGGGGAGUUAGGGGUGUUACCAGUACACUAUAUCCAUCAUCGGUGCAAUUCUAACAUUCCCCAACCAGUAUUGUCACCAGCUGCAACAUCUUCUACUUUGUGCAUCAUCCAUCAUAGCAUCCAUUGUCACGAAAGUGGUAGAAUCUACACUACUGUACCAGUUCGUCAUGCAUGUCAUCUUCACAAUGCCUUGUAAGCUCUACGUCACGUCAGAUCACCCAUUCACAACUCACUGGAAUCUUAAUAUGUUCGUGACCAGUCAGUGCUCAAAACUAUCAAUUCCAUAUAAAUUAACUUUUUCUGGUCUUAUUUUCUUUAUCAGUAUUUUUCCACCUUUAUGGCUUUGGCCUAAAAAUGUAAUACUGGUACUAAUAUAGAGAUUGUAUACUAUAUUCAGUCAUAUCAGUCAAUGAUCAAUAUAUGUGGCAUAACAUCAGACUAUGAAUAAUGACCUGAGAUAAACUAUGAUAUAUAAAGUCUGAACUUCAGAAAUUAUUGUGAUUAUGAUCUUUUCAGAAAGUCGAGUUAUUUCGUGAAUUUUUAUAUUUCAUCUUUUGGGAGAAAGAAAAUAUAUUGUGAGGAUAAAUGUUACUUUUGGGUUUGACUGUCACAGAUCAUUCGUCUUAUUCCCUGUUGCUGUGAUAAACAGAUGUGUGGUUGUUACUGUCCUCCAGCCUCUACUAUGUAGUACUGGCUAGUGAUGUUAUGCCAUGUAAGACCUUGUUGUCUAGGUAGUAUACUACUCAAAACAAGUUAAAGAAACCGUACAUCAAGAAAAAUAUCAUACCAUGUCUGUAUUUAUCCUCCAUUGCUGUGACCAAGGUGCUACAGACAGCUCAAUGGUAUGGUCACUUUGAUGUGUAAAGCUAUAUAAUGCUCGUCCCUGUUGCUGUUGCAGCGGUAUAUCUGUUUAAUUAUACUAUACCGUAUGUAGAGCAGAUUGAAAGGCUGUCAUAAGGACCGUUUGUUCUAAUUUCGAAAUAAUUUUCGUCACAAACCACAGAAAAGUCUGGUUAUGAUAUAAGCCAUAGUGUAGUCACUAGAGAAAUAACAUGGGUGAAGUAUUGUAAGCUCAGGGGUUAUUGGCUACUGUUUACAAACAUUGUUUCAGAACAGUCCAUGUACUCUCCUUUUCUAGAACAUGAGAUUAAUGCAGAUUUUGACCAUAGUUAUAUGCAAUGGUUACGGGAUAUUGUAUCACACACCACUUGUGAGUGUUCUUUAACUUGUGUUGAGUAGUAUACAAUGAUAUUGUCCUACAUCUGUUACUAUGUGUAGCAGGUUAAGACUGUGUAAUACAUGAUCAUACAGUGUAAUACAUGAUCAUACAAUGUAAUACAUGAUCACACAAUGUAAUACAUGAUCAUACAGUGUACUACAGGUUACUAGUGCUCAGAAGGCUCAGUACGUAUAUGGACAUUGUUGUAGUGUAUCAGUGUAUAUGAACUGUACUGACGCCACCUGCUGACAUCAGUCGGACCUUCAUGUGUUCUGGUGUUACUAUGGUAACUAGGGUAUGUUCAGUGAUCAGACAUGGCCGGAGUGCUACCUUUGUGUCGGUGUUUCUCCUUCAUUGGUUACAAUGACUACCUAUCAUGGACCCCCUUGCCAUUCAUACUGGCAUCUUGUGCACAUCUGUGACUGUGAACACUUUGUGUCAAUGUACGGUGAAAACUCUGGAGCUGAUGCCAUUCAAACAGGAACAAAGUUGAUGUUGGCUGAUGUAGAAGUACCUACACUAGAUAUAUUCUGUCAAUCAGAAAGCCAACCUGUUUAAGUGAGUGCUAGUAAAUUGGUGCAUGUUAUUGAAUUCAUGGGAAAUUCAGACCAUCUCACCCAUCACCUUGACCUUGAAGGUCACAAGGGAGAUAACUCAAGACUGGAGGUAUACAAGCACCAUUGUGAAAUAGUUCUGUGAUAUAAGCUUUUGGUGAACAGUUGUUACGUAACGCAAUGGGUUCGUAAGGUAACAGUGAACGAUCUGUUGUGUAGCAGUCACUAGUUAUUGUCUGAGGUGCCUCCAGAAGACUUUGAGAAGCCCCAGUGAAAACCAGCAACUGUAGAGAUACGCCCGGCGGGACAAGUCCGGGAGAAACAUGUCCUGAUGUGAUUCAGUAUGCAGAAGUCCUCUCUCAUUUAGCUGUAUGUGUCAAAUGAGUUGAUUUUGUAUGGUGUAUUUUUUCAUUGUAAUUAUUUAUUGUGAUUGAUGAGUAUAUUCGGUUGUAUAAACCUUUAUUAAUUGAUAACUUUUGCAUGACUUCUUGAGCGAGAUAUGUCUGUACAUUAUGUGUGUGGUUUGAGCUGAGUUUGGUUGUACCCAUGACAUACUAAAACCUUCAUUAUUCUCUGGUCUGUCAUCCUUCAUUCAACAUUGUUGUCUGUCUGUAGUAGUUCUGUCUAGUAUAGUCUUAGUUGCUGAAAGCCGUCCACUACGUCACUGAUGAGACAGACAUCGACCAAACGUUUCUUAAACAUUAUCGUUAGCUCACUUCACAAAGUGCAUUGUCAUUACUUGUGAUAAAGUCAGCCAUCGAAAAGCGUGUACAUUUGUACCUUGCUGUUGCUGAACUUUCAGUCUAAGGGACCGUUCAUUAUUUAUGGCAAGGGGAGUAGAUGAUGAUUUUGUGGAGAAGCAUGUACAAUGUGAAUGAACCCCCCUAAGAUUUAUGUAUAAAGUAAGUGACACCAACUCCCCACCCCCAAACCCCACCCCAUUGUCAUGUACAAAAUCAAUAUAUCACCCCGCCAACCCCCUUUCCCAUAAUACUAAGCAUAUUUUUUCAACAUUCAUAUGUAUAAAAUUGCUGAACCUAACCACCCCAGUAUAUGUGUACAAAAUUGAUGCCCUUACGCCCUUAGAAUCAUCAUCACCCCCUAGCCAUAAAUUAUGAACGGUCCCUAAUCCAGUCAUACCUGUGAUCUGCAAGAUCGACCUUUUGACAUUAAACAUCAUACAGUGAUCUGCAAGACCACUGACCUCUUGGCGUCAUAUCAGUCAUACCCUUGACCCAGCUUGAUCGUCAAAUUGAGUGGGUCAGUAGCAUAAUGUUAGGCCUGGCUUGCAAGUCUUUCAUUGUUACGGGAAAGUUUCCCACGCAGAAAUCUACUUAAAUAAUGUGUCCUUGAAUAUUGUUCAGGUAGCAGUUCCACACAGCAUUCACUCUCAUUACCACAGAGGUUAUCUACAAGAAUAACUGGUAUUUGUUAGUUCUAUUGGACAUGAUUGAUUGUAUUUCGCUUGCAUUCUACUCUUACAAGAUACUUUCCUGUGUGACUGCAUCCUUGAUUAUCCAGUAUUAUGUCUCCCUAAUAUAAGUAUGAAUACCGUGGACCAUGAUGCUACAAAUUGAUGUCCAAAUCGCUUGCAAAAUGUUGGGGUGAUGGUGAAAGUAUUGAAAGUGUUCACUCGUCACACCCAAGACCCGGGUUCGAUUCCUCACAUGGGUACAAUGUGUGAAGCCCAUUUCCGGUGUACCUUACCAUGUUAUUGCUGGAAUAUUGCUAAAAUGGCGUAAAACCCAACUCACUCCAAAACGUUCUUAGGUUAUAAAUGAGUCCAAGGUAUUUAUUACAAUAGAAUGGAGAUAUACUAUCCUGGAUAACACGGGUGUGACAGUCAAGCCUUCAUUUCCUCAUGAUCACCCAACUUCCAUUUUAGAGAUUAUGUUAACUCUACAUACAGUCAAACAUGGUUAUGUCAAAGUUGAAGGGAUAUUUGUGAAUAUUUUGUCUUAUGCCACGUUUGACACGAUCAGUGAAGAAGGAAUAUGCAGGAAUGAAGCUUGUAUUUUUAUGGUUUAUAUAGUUUGACACAUCAAAGUUUGGCACAAUGAUGUUUGACUGUAUGUAUGUAAUUCCUUGUUCAUACUGAUAAUGUGAUUUUCAGUGUUUCAUCCUCACUUGCAAACCAUUGCUGUGUUCAGCUAGAAUCUCAUAUCCUCCAUUCUGUCUACCUCUUUAAACUGUCUCCUUCGACACCAACUCACAGUUCUGCUUACCAGUUCAACCAUUGGUUUAUUUUGGAACUGAUUAAAAUAGGAUACAUCUUUCCACUUUUGCAACUAUCUGUUAUAGCUGAAGGUCAGUUAAUAUUGGUAAAUUUAUAAUUGAAUAUUUGAAACAGUCUUUUCUGUGAAGGAGCAUUAAAGUCAUUCUCUGUUCAUUUACAUCGCGUUGUUCAAGAUGGUUGAUCAAGAUGUCCCUAUGCCUGACUCAGUCAUUACUCUGUGUGCAGACUGUUAUCACACUCUUACUUAUGUGAUACAGAUAUAACCACAUGGACGUAUUCCAUCUGAUGUCACCUGACAGCAGUGACACACAGCUUGCCAGUCCUUCUUGAAGGUAGAACACUUCACAAACACAGAUUCAAUCCAGGUCACCAUUAUACGAAUUGGUCUUAGCGCUAAGGUGAUCGACUGUCCUAGCGCUAGCCUAGCUAAGGUUGUUUUGCACAGUGGCACCAGCACCAGUAUGAUAUACAGUGUAAACCAUUACUCAUUCCAUCAAGGUGAGGUGACCUUGAUCCCCUUCCUGACCUUCUUGUAGCGCCCUCUAGGUUUAUGUUGUUUUACAUUCCACAAAACAUCGUCAAAUAUGGAAUAUUUUCCUAAGUUAUCAAUAUUCUCACCCAAGAAUAACCCUACAGAAUCAAUUAAUAUAUAAACAUUGUAGUGUGUAUUAGAAGUUAUAAACAUCUGUAUAAUUCUGACAUUAUUUAUCAAUGGUUCUUAUGUCCUUCAUGCUGUUUCCCUUUGCUCUCACAGCACUGUAUGUAUAGAUAUAUGUAUGACAACAUGGACACAACAAGGAGUUGCUCCAGUGUCCUAGGGUUUCACAUUGUAAUGGAAGACGUACAUGAUCUAGCAUGGCUGUAUCACAAAACAUUAGGAGACUAACUGUGCGAGUCUGUGUUCUAUCAGUCAUAGCACUAGGAUUGCAUUGUGAAUGUGGUGGAUGAAUAGUCCACUGGUUGAAGCAUUCAAUCAGCACGUCGAAGACACAGGUUUGAUUCAUCACAUGGGCACAAUGUUUGAAGCCCAUUUCUCGUCCCCCACUUUGAUAUUGCUAAACGUGGUGUAGAACCUUACCCACUCACUCAUUGUGAAAUGGAUAUGAGGUGUGAAAACAAUGCAGUUCUAGUGCUGUGAUUCGUGAACACUGAAGCACCGUGUUUUCUUUGAAUGUUCGGACAAGACUUUGCAAGCCAAUUUGCAUGAAAUUUAAAAUUCAGUUUUCAUUUUGUCUGCAGGGCAUUUUGGUGUUUGCUGUUGAGGAGUAUUUUGUUUUAGAUAUUUAGAGCAAGCACAUACUAGUACGUGUUAUCAAAAAUGUUUGAAAUUUCAACAUUGGAGUAUCUCUGACCAGUUGUCAAGUCUUUGUUUAUCUGUCAGUGUUAGUGCUAUUUAUCCUGCAUGACGUAGACAGUGCUUUUGUUGAUAUGUGGUUGUGUGUUGACAUCUGUCAGUACCUUGCGCUCACAGUUGGACUCCAUACAAUCAAAACUCUCUUUAUGAUAUGGUGCUAUUAUCCAACCUUCUCUUGUAGCUGUGGUCAUGUGUUUCAUUGGAUCAAAGUAAGCUUAUUUCACUGUACAGUACUGCAUCAUAAUGUCACAUUGUGAUCAUUCAGUAAUGCAACAUUGCAUCACGCUGUGAUGAUACAGCUUUUAGCUUAUACCAGUGAAUAUGUGAUAAUACAAGACUAGCCUUAUAUGCACUAUAUACAGAAUAAUCCAAACGUGAUGAAAUAAUGGUAACAUUUCCCUCAUAAUCAAACAAGUAUUUUCUCUCAAUGGGAAGACUUAGAUAAUUCUGAUUAGAGAAAAUAAUUAUUGGUGUUGUGGAUGAGUUAAAUUAAGUGGGGUGAUCAUGUCGAUUUGUGCAUUGAAAGCCCCCGGUUGGUUGAAUGUGGCUGCCUGAUAUUCCUCCCUGUUCAUAUGGCUCAGGUCUACAACACCAGUAUUAUUAACCCUACAUUUUGUAGACUAGUUAGGUUAGGGUUAACCAAGGCUGUAGUGCUGCACUCUGUUGUCACUUGUUAUAUGACUUGCACAUUAUAUAUGCAGCCUCUUCCAGUCUCGCCUUUCCUAUGCCAACACGCCAUUGUUGAAUUUUAAAGUUUGGUUUUUCGAUACUGACUUGUUAUUGUAUCUAGGAUGAUAAAAAUAUUUUGUGAACAAAAUUAGAUAUUUUUGAUUGUUGAAAAUGAGUGUUUUAGUGAUGCACCUUCUUUGCAAUUUGGCCAAUUUUGUAUCACCAAAGUAUGUUGGGUCUCGUUUGUGACACUGUUUCUAGAUGAGAUGUUGAGAUCGUUCUAAUGUCAAGUGUGUUAUUUCAAUCAAGUCCAUACCCAGUCAGUCUGUUUGAAGGCCUGUCAGCUUUUGUCAUCUGCUAUUUAGACUUUCGAAGAUGCCAGGUAAACUCUUGUAUUUCAUUUUAUGGUUGCCCAACACAAAAUAUUGCUGUGAUAUGACAGGAUAACUGUUUAAAGUGGCAUUAAAAAUAUUCUUUCAAAACAAAAUAGUUUUCAUACAGUAACAAAUGUGCUUAGAAUUAUUUUGGAGCAUGAACAUGAACAAGAAAAUUGUAAAAUUUGUAUUUUCAGAAUCGGCAUCAGUUAUUUCCUUCUCAAUGAAAACUGUUGAGAUCUAGAAUUGUUUUUUACUUAAUUUUUUUUUUUACUUUUACGUAUACAAAAUUUAAGAUCUUGACUCAAAAGAAUGAGUCUUGAGUCUGGCCUGAUCCUUUGAAUUUUAAGGUAGACUAAAUGUUUAAUUUAGCCAAUAGUCCUUGAUAUAUAACUGAAUGACAUUUUUAGAUUAGUUGUUAGAUUUUUAGGUGCUAGUUGAGAAGUUGAGUGGAACAAAAAAUGUUUUACAAUAUUUGACUACAUGUGUAACUCUCCAUAAUUAGUGAUAUUAGACUGGAAACAAAAUAGGGCAAUUUUCUGUUGCAAUGACUGGAACAGCAUCCAUUUCAUAGAUUAAACGUGUAGUAAUUCAUAACAUAAGUUUCUUUCAAAUACUGCAGUAUGUUCACAGAACUACUAGACAUUCACCAUUGUGUUUCAUGAACAACCACUAAAUAGUUCACAAAUGUGUUGUCAUUGGACAUUUAACAUAAGAUCAACCUAAUUCGUUAUCAUAAUUCAUUCAUUAUCACCUCAUACAAAAACUAAGAUUCUUAAAUCUAUUUUGUGUAUUUUGAUACUGUUAAGCCCUUGGGAUUAGUAUUAGCUAUUUGAAGAGCACCUGUAGCUGCUGUGUACUGCUGUUCAUCACCACACUGGCUGUGUCUGUCUGUCUGCCUGUCUGUCUGUCUGCAGUUGUCAUCUUCAUGAGACUGGGCGACAGCCAGCACAUGCCUUUCCUCAGACUGUUUGUGUGACUUGUACAUAUGUUAACAGUGCAGUUGGCUUUGUAUAUGCAUCCAGAUGUGAACACUAUCUAGACCUUAUGAAAUAAAUGCUUGGUAUGAA